Rosa chinensis is the source of this 1898-nucleotide messenger RNA. Its product is annotated as CBL-interacting serine/threonine-protein kinase 24. The transcript has 15 exons. Gene Ontology annotation, biological process: protein phosphorylation; signal transduction. The coding region runs from base 264 to 1556 and encodes 430 amino acids. The record is from RefSeq and is a predicted model, not a curated record. Gene Ontology annotation, molecular function: ATP binding; protein kinase activity. Lineage: Eukaryota; Viridiplantae; Streptophyta; Magnoliopsida; Rosales; Rosaceae.
CAGCUCUAGCUUUCACGAAACAAAGGAGACGACGUCAUUCUCAUUUUCAGCGGUUGAAUUUGGUGUCUUCUCUCUCUUUCCAUCUUGAGCUGCAGAAGCCUCGUCGGAGCCGAGAGACCUUCAGAUUAACUCAAUCCGGCUUCCGGAGGUUCCCAAUCGCACGUGCCUUGCUUUUCCGGCGACCGGAAUAUUCGCAUUUCCUGGAGUUUUGAGUUUCGGAGAAUCGGGGAGUUUGAUCGGCGGGAAAUGAGCUUAGGGAGACGAUGAUGAAGAAGAAGGUGACAAGAAAUGUAGGCAAGUAUGAGGUUGGGCGAACAAUCGGCGAAGGAACCUUCGCCAAGGUUAAGUUCGCCAGGAACGCCGAGACCGGCAAGAGUGUUGCCGUGAAGGUUAUGGCCAAAAGCACCAUUCUCAAGCACAGAAUGGUUGAUCAGAUUAAAAGAGAGAUAUCCAUAAUGAAGAUUGUCAGGCAUCCGAAUAUAGUGAGGUUGCAUGAGGUUUUGGCUGGCCGGACAAAGAUAUAUAUAAUUCUUGAGUUUGUAACCGGAGGAGAAUUGUUUGACAAAAUUGUUCAUCAAGGAAGGCUUCGGGAAAAUGAAUCAAGGAAAUACUUUCAGCAGCUUAUAGAUGCAGUGUCUCAUUGUCACAGUAAGGGUGUAUACCACAGAGACCUGAAGCCUGAAAACCUUCUCCUUGAUUCUUAUGGAAAUUUGAAAGUUUCUGAUUUUGGACUAAGUGCAUUGCCCCAGCAAGGGGUCGGUCUUCUUCACACAACAUGUGGAACCCCAAACUAUGUCGCCCCUGAGGUGCUGGGCAAUCAAGGUUAUGAUGGUGCAGCUGCUGAUGUUUGGUCGUGUGGGGUCAUCCUCUUUGUUUUAAUGGCUGGAUACCUCCCAUUUCAUGAGACAAACCUUGCUACCUUAUAUGAAAAGAUUAAUGCAGCACAGUUCUCCUGCCCGUUUUGGUUCUCUCCAGGGGCAAAUUCAUUAAUACAUAAGAUACUUGAUCCCAAUCCUAAAACUCGUAUUCGGAUUGAAGGAAUCAGAAAGGAUCCUUGGUUUAGAAAACAUUAUGCGCCUGUUGAAUAUAGGGAAGAUGAGGAAGUCAGUUUAGAUGAUGUUCGUGCAGUCUUUGAGGACAUUGAGGAUCAAUAUGCAGAAGAAAGGACAGAUAAUAAAGACGGCGGUCCUUUAUUAAUGAAUGCAUUUGAGAUGAUUACCCUUUCCCAAGGGCUAAAUUUAUCUGCUUUGUUCGACAGGAGACAGGAUUGUAUAAAACGACAAACUCGUUUUGUUUCCUGCAAACCAGCUAAAGUGAUAAUUUCAAAUGUAGAAGCUGUUGCAGAAUCAAUGGGUCUCAAGGUCCAUACACGGAAUUUCAAGACAAGACUUGAAGGUAUAUCUGCAAAUAAGGCUGGGCAAUUUGCAGUUGUCCUCGAGAUCUUCGAAGUUGCACCAUCCCUUUUUAUGGUGGAUGUUCGAAAGGCCGCUGGUGAAACUCUUGAAUAUCACAAGUUCUCUUUUUGCAGUUUUACAAAAAUUUCUGUGCCAAGUUAGAUGAGAUAAUAUGGAAACCGAAAGAGGGCAUGGCGAGUUCCAAUUUACUUAGAACGAGGACUUGCUGACCCAUAAUUCCUUGGGUGUGACGCAAAUCCACAAGCAGGCCAACAGAGGGAGGCAAUUCCUCCCCCCCCCCCCCCCCAAAAAAAGUCAUGUACUAGCUAGUGUGUCCUAAAUCUACUAUAUUUUUAAAGUGGUAGGCCAAGAAUGUUGUGGUAAACUUCUGUGAGGACUCGUUACCUUGUAUUUAGCAUGCGGAAGUUCUUCCCAGAAUGUAUUGUCGCGAAGAUUGUUCGUUUAAUCCAACAAUAUAGUUAUAGCUUUUCACCACCCCACGAA